AUGGCACGCCCUCGCUCCCCCCUGGAGUCACCCUCUCCACCCGCGCAACCCCUCUCCAAACGAGACCUCCGACGAAACCGCAUCGUCGAGCGACUACAGAGCAUGGUCGACGAGUUCUCCACCAACCAGCACCAGCAUUACCGCGCGCAACUACAAGCGGUACAAGUUGACAUGACAUUGAUACUACGAGCGGAUCCGUACUCGCAAGACGAUGGGGAGGGGAAUGGCAUGCUGGACGAUGCUGGUGAAGACAUCAAGAGGGAGGUUGAGGCUAUUGCUGCGCAGGUGCCGGACGAUGAGGCGGCGCAGAGGGAUUACCAUGCGUUGGCGGGCUCGAGGUAUAGAGAGUUUGUGAGGCAGGUGAAUGAUGGGGUUGAGAGGAGGGAUGCUGGGUUGACUGCGUUGCAUAACCACUACACAGCUGCGGUGGCCGAAUUGGAGCGAGUGACCCAACAGAAGUUGCACCAAGCGGAAGAGGAGCAUAAGGCCCUGACAAGCACCAUUCGGCAGCGACUGAUCGCGACUAUCUCGAAGAAGCGCGCCCAGCUGCUUCGCGACAAAGAGCAGCUCGACAUUGCCGACAGCAACGCACUCCUCCUUCACCCAAACCAAUUCGGUAUCAAUAAUCCUGGAUCGCCACCGAACGGUCUCCAGAAUCGCAAGACACGACACACCAGACACCGCGUGGGCAGCCCGGCCCCAGGUGACCUCGAGCCCAAUGGCAUCAAGAAGCGCAAGUUCGGUGCAGUAGAAGACGACGGUAACGAGUCGCCAGCUCCAGCUUUCAGACCGCUACCACCACCAGACGCGCUUGGAGGCGGCAGGAGCCCGUUUAAAGACGCUCGCGGCAAGAAUACCUACGCACAAUAUGAAGCGCCAGCAUAUAGCUUAGAGCGCAUCUUCACCGACAAAGAGCUAGCAAUGGCGACGGAUACCGCGAAGCUGGCGACGUACCGCUACUUCCACCAGCCUCCAGCGGAGAAAGAGCAGGGCUCGAACGGCAACGGUACAGCUGUCGCGUCUACAGAUGGAGAAGGUAUGGAGACUGCGGAGGGCGAAGACGCGCCAGUCGCGACCACGGAGGGCGCUAAUGGCACGCCUCCGCCUGGUCAACCUGCGGCAGCUGAGAUGGAGCGGUCGACCUCACAUCAAGUCCUGACGCGUGGUGGCGCACGCGCAAACCCUCUGGCUGCGUUGCAGGAUCUGGCGAACCUAGCCGCGAACGAGCGCGCAGCACCUUCUGGCGGCACCAGCGGCAAGGAUCCUUUCGCGCCUGUCAUCCCAUCAUAUCACGCCGUCACACGGUCCGAGAAGAGUGGCGCGCCAGCACCGUCUGGAGUCAGUCAUCUGGACAUGGACAAUGAUUUCGCGAUGAUGAAGCAGUCUGGACCUCGCGGAGCUGGUGCAGCGGACGCAGACUCUGAAGUGAUGGCCGAUGCGGAUGACGAGGACACCGCGCUGCACAUGCGGCGGCAAUUGCUCGAUCAGGCGCUGAGUCAGUCAACCACUACACAGCCUUACCGGUUGCCUUUGCUGGAGACUGGGCCUGCGGUUAUCGGGAAGGGCGUCGAGCGCAUACCAGGGACGGGCUUCGCGCCGGUGAUGAGCAUGGAGCAGCGGUCGUUGAUCCAGAAGGUUGCACAGACAAGCGGAGCGCCCAGCGCCAUGGCAGCAGCGCUACGCGCAGGCGGCGAGCCGAUGAGCCGCACCACAAGCGCAGGUGGUGUGAGUGAAGCCGGGCUUGAAGCGCCUCCUCCUAAGAGGGGCAGAGGAAGACAGAUGGUCUGA
This is a messenger RNA of Saxophila tyrrhenica, 1788 nucleotides long. RefSeq lists its product as uncharacterized. The transcript has 2 exons. Gene Ontology annotation, molecular function: histone deacetylase binding. The record is from RefSeq and is a predicted model, not a curated record. Gene Ontology annotation, biological process: negative regulation of transcription by RNA polymerase II. The coding region runs from base 1 to 1788 and encodes 595 amino acids. Gene Ontology annotation, cellular component: Sin3-type complex. Lineage: Eukaryota; Fungi; Ascomycota; Dothideomycetes; Mycosphaerellales; Extremaceae.